Messenger RNA from Folsomia candida, 559 nucleotides. RefSeq lists its product as uncharacterized. The record is from RefSeq and is a predicted model, not a curated record. NCBI's taxonomy places the organism in Eukaryota, Metazoa, Arthropoda, Collembola, Entomobryomorpha, Isotomidae. The coding region runs from base 71 to 490 and encodes 139 amino acids. The transcript has 4 exons.
UAAUUUUCACAUUAUCAUUCCAUCUUCUCUGCAAGAACUAAACGUGAAAUUGUAAGAAAAAAUUGGAAUCAUGUCCAAGUUUUUGGUCGUUUUGGGUCUGGUCGCUCUUUUGGGACAAGCCAGUUUCGCCGCUUUGUUCUCAAAGCCCGAAGCCUUGGAAGAUAUCGAGUGGACGAAGGCCAUCAACGCCAAACUUUGUGAGGCUGGAACCCAUCCCGAUUCCGUCGCGAAGGAUUUCUACGCCUGCUACGAUGAAAAAAUUGUUCCGGGCGCCGAGGCCUUCAUCAAAUGUCAAAAGGACGUUUACAAAGUGCAGAUGGACAGUGAGAAGAAUGUCGACACAGUUUGCAACGCAGGUCCCCUCGCAUUCCCACUGUACGCUGGCUGUCUGGUCACUAACCUGCUAGCUGAUGGCAAAUUGCCAUCCACGUCCAUGCACAAGCUGAACGAAUGUCAAGGGAAGGUCAUGGGAGUUUCUGCACCACAAUAAAUACGUAUCAAGGUUGAACAGAUAUGAAAUUGUGAAUAAAUCCGCCUCAUUUUACAGCAUUACUGAAAU